Sardina pilchardus (European sardine) is the source of this 966-nucleotide messenger RNA. RefSeq names its product serine/threonine-protein kinase pim-1-like. Gene Ontology annotation, cellular component: cytoplasm. Bases 1 to 966 code for a protein of 321 amino acids. The transcript is spliced from 7 exons. The record is from RefSeq and is a predicted model, not a curated record. Gene Ontology annotation, biological process: regulation of mitotic cell cycle; protein autophosphorylation; negative regulation of apoptotic process. Lineage: Eukaryota; Metazoa; Chordata; Actinopteri; Clupeiformes; Clupeidae. Gene Ontology annotation, molecular function: ATP binding; protein serine/threonine kinase activity.
AUGCCAUUUCGAAAACGUAGAAAAACCUAUCCAGCUAAAACUAAGCUGGUACAAGGCCUGAAGCCUGCCACCAGUUACCCAGAUCAAUCCAGCCCAAGGCUUGCGGCCACCUCAGACUCGACCUGCCAGGCCAGUCAGAGUAGCCUCAAGGACCAGGAGGUAAACAGCAGGAAGAGGCCCAGUCAGUACUGCCCACUGCCACAGCCUGCACUGGCCAAAGCCGUGCCGAAGCGCAAGAGGCAGUUCAGUUCCGCAACCUUCGCUUCCAACUACUCAGUUGGAGAGCUGCUGGGGUCUGGAGGGUUCGGAUCGGUCUAUGCAGGAAUAAGGAAGUCGGAUGGACAAGAGGUGGCCAUAAAGUACAUCCACAAGACUAAAGCAAAAAAACACAUUAUCAUGCAUGGUGGCAGGCGUCUUCCUCUAGAGGUCGCCCUGAUGACUAUGGUCUCUCAGCCGUCAUCAUGCGUUAAUGUCCUGAAGCUGCUGGACUGGUUUGAAGAGCCUCUUCAUUACAUUCUGGUCUUGGAGCGACCCAGUCCCUGUUCCGACCUCCUUGAUUUCAUCAGGAUUUUUGAUGGUCGGUUGUCAGAGAUUCAAGCCAGGCAGAUCAUGAGGCAGGUUGUUGAAGCCCUGAUUCACUGCCGCGAUUGUGGUGUUUUCCACCGCGACGUGAAAUCAGAAAACAUCCUGGUCAACCUCAUCGAUUGGACAGUGAAACUGAUAGACUUUGGCUGUGGGGAUCUCUACCAAUACAGCCCCUAUUAUCACUUUGCUGGCACCUACUGUCCACCCGAGUAUUUCCUGAAUGGGAGCUACGAGGCUUGCCAUGCCACCACAUGGUCUCUGGGAGUGCUACUCUCUGAACUGGUAUGUGGUGACUUGCCAUUUAACAGCAAAGGAGAGACCAUUCUUGACCAGCCAGGGUUUACUGCGGGUCUGUCCAAAGUUUUUGGAUCUCGCACCUAG